GCUGUGUCUAAUUUCAUAUUAACAUGAGUGAAGCCUGAGGUUUGUGGACUACAGCGACUACUGCUGUUUGGGAAUUAUGGUGUCCCUGUAGUUGAACAUGUCUCCAGAAACUAAACUGAGCAGUCAGUCAACCCGUAGUUAUGAAUCUUUUUCUGCCUCGUCUCUGCUGACUGGCGGCUCGUCGUCAGGUCCAAUUAUCUCUGACUUCAAUGAAAACUAUGCUGUUGCAGAUCUCAACGGUUACUCCAAAGACGUCCCAUCCGAACAACUGGGCUCCACUGGACCCAGUGUGACCGACAAGGACGGCGCCAGUCAGAACAGGCUCAUCUCUGUGUAUUCUGCCGCCAUCAUUUUUGCCUUUGCAGUGACCAUUGCUUUGAUCCUCCACAUUUACCUGGGGGCAAGCAUGGUUCCUGAUGAUGGCGUGCUGGUGUCGGACCACGAGCGCUGCACCGGACUCGGCCGCGGAGUCCUUCGCGACGGUGGGUCGAGUGUGGACGCGGCCGUCGCUGCUGUCCUGUGCCUGGGUGUUGUCCACCCUCACGCCUCAGGGGUCGGUGGCGGUGGGGUGAUGAUGGUUCACGACAUCCGUAGGAAUCAAACCAAGGUGCUGAACUUCCUGGGAACCGCACCUAAAGCGCUUACUGAGGAGAUGCUGCACGGCGUUUCAGAGCUGAAGGAAGGCUUGCAGGUAGGAGUGCCCGCUAUGCUCAGAGGCCUGCACCGCGCUCACCGCCUCUACGGAAGGCUGAAGUGGGAGGAUGUGGUCGCCAGAGCGGCUGCUGUGGCCCGAGAAGGCUUCAGUGUCUCCUCCAGUCUAGCUGAGGCCAUAUCAAAGGUGAAAGGUCAGAGGCUGUCGCCACAUUUCAGGGACCUGUUCCUCCCGGGCGGCCGAGCGCUGCGCUCUGGUUCGCUUCACCGAAUGCCAGCGCUGGCCGGAGUCCUGGAGGCUGGAGUGUCAGGCUUCUACAAUGGCAACGUGUCACAAGAGAUAGUGGACGAGGUGCAAUCAAACGGAGGGGUCCUGACGAGAGAGGACCUCAGUGACUACACUGUAGAAGUAGAUCAACCGCUUGAAGGCCUUUUUAACGAUUUUAUAAUUCAGGUUCCUCCUUCAUCCACUGGUGCGGCGCUGAUAUCGGCCAUUAGCCUUUUACAUCUCAUCGGGAACAAUACCACAACCAAUAUAACGCACCAGUGGAUUCUUGAGGCCACCGGAGCAGCUUUGGCUGAGAGCAAUGGUUUGGAGGAGCCUAAGUAUAACUCUUCAGUGACUAAGCAGCUCUCUGACAUUCUGAGUAAGAGUCCCGCUGCCGCUCCACCCACGCGCCACUCCUCCCCUGUCAACCGUUCCCAGUCAGUCUUACUGGGUGGACAAGUCAUCGUCAUGGGACCAGAUGACCUAAUGGUGUCUGUGGCGAGUUCAUUGAGCGGGCCGUUUGGGAGCAGACUCGUAACUCGCUCCGGCGUUCUUCUCAACAGCCUCAUCCUCGACUUCUCCUGGCCAAACAGAGCCUCGGGGCUACGAAUCAAUCAGAGUCACAGAAUAGAGUCAGGAAAGGGGCCGCUGAGCCCUCUUAUGCCCACCAUUGUGCUGCCAGCCUGGAAUAAAUGCGGGCUCUACAUGGCACUGAGCAGUUCAGGCAGAGCAGGGAGUUUCACUGUGAUCACUCAGCUGUUGAUCGAUGCACAAAACGAGACCAAUUGUGUGUUUUCUGGGACACGACUCCACCCUCAGGCAGACGCGUGUCUUGUUGUCCAGAGCGCGCAGGAUUUGCAUGAAAAAACACAAACAAGUGAAAAAUCUGACGUCCGCGGGAUCCUGAGGAACAAGGAUUUCAUAAAGCCACUGGACAUACCUGUUAUCCGAUGAUCCUUUCUAGCUCUACUCAAGUUCAAUAUCGGACACGUGUUGUUGCGGUGACCCACCAACAGGGGGCAGGCCUUCUACAUGUAUUUCCUAACCCAGAAGGCAAAAUGGUCUGUUUGUGUAUAGGAAUAUACUCAACUUGUGUGCACAUGAGGUUAAUGUAUUGGAUGGUAAGGUUUGCUGGCUUCAAAAAUAAACCUGGCCACUCAGCAUAUUCACGCGGAGGAAUGAGCUCUGUUACAUAAUGCUGAUGUGCAGACAUGCAUG
Molecule: messenger RNA, 2137 nt
Organism: Betta splendens (Siamese fighting fish)
Lineage: Eukaryota; Metazoa; Chordata; Actinopteri; Anabantiformes; Osphronemidae
Product: glutathione hydrolase 7-like
Exons: 15
Coding region: 98-1873 (591 amino acids)
Biological process (GO): glutathione catabolic process
Cellular component (GO): plasma membrane
Molecular function (GO): glutathione gamma-glutamate hydrolase
Source: RefSeq, a predicted model, not a curated record